This is a messenger RNA of Spea bombifrons (plains spadefoot toad), 3230 nucleotides long. It is a transcript of the gene CNNM3, whose product is annotated as cyclin and CBS domain divalent metal cation transport mediator 3. Gene Ontology annotation, molecular function: transmembrane transporter activity. Gene Ontology annotation, cellular component: plasma membrane. Lineage: Eukaryota; Metazoa; Chordata; Amphibia; Anura; Pelobatidae. The record is from RefSeq and is a predicted model, not a curated record. Gene Ontology annotation, biological process: transport; magnesium ion homeostasis. The coding region runs from base 335 to 2623 and encodes 762 amino acids. The transcript has 9 exons.
CGUUACCUUCCUUGCUGACCGCUGGGGAUUAUGGGAAACAUUGUCCGUAGCAGCUUGCCCCCACUGGGCUUGUUUCCGUGACCGCACGUGUGGGGUUUGGUGGAUUACGCGCUCCGUAGGACAGGAAUUCGUUUACUGGCUCCAGCCUUGUGACUGGCGCUGGCUCUCUUCCUUGUUUACAACGGCAAUAGGUUAAGCCACGCCUUCGCACCGUGCUCCUUGUAGUGAUAGGUCAGGACUAUUUGGUAGCUCAGUGAUUGGUUACGUCGCAGUCCCGGGCUAUAUAGUGAUUGGUUUCGGCUAGAAUACGUGAGGUCGCUCUGCCUCCACCAACAUGGCGGCCGCAGCUGUAAGGCUGCUGCUCAUGGCUGGGUUCGGAGUAUCCCAGGCUUCUUCGGGUGUGGGGGAGGUUAGUGCUGAGGCCCGGGUGCUAGGACUACGACUGGAAGAAGGAGCUGGGGUGUCAAUGAUCGGCGGAGUAAUACGGGCCCAACCUGGAUCUUUCUUCCGCCUGCGAUUGUAUGGCUCGGGACUACGUAAUGACACCUGGCCUUGGGUGUCUGUUGGAGCUCCAAGCGGCGACUCCUGCGCUUCUAGAGCAGAUAGCCCCCUGCGGCUGCUGGAGGAGUUCAGAGUGUGUAAUGAGUUCUCUGGCCUAAUCUCCCUGCAGGUCCGGGACACAGGCACUGGAGAAAGGGGCCUCGUGUACCCUCUGUGUACUCGAAAUGGGGGCACUUGGGCUCCUUACUCUGGGGGAGACACCUUGAUAACUGUACGGGAUGCUGGGGAAGAGGAAGAGAAACCCCCCUGGAGCGAGGAAGAUCAGGGCUCCUGUGCACUGGGGCCCCCGAGUUCCAGGUAUCAUGACCCCCCUUCCUUUAGAGAGGGAGACCCCUCAGCCCAGCAGGAGCUAGCCCCUUGGCUUGUGGCCUUUCUUAUUGCCUUAUGUGUGCUGCUCUCUGGGCUGCUUCGUGGCUUGCAGAUCAGCACUUUGGCCCUCGAGCCCCCAGAGCUUGGCCUUCUGCGCGAUUGGGGAUCCCCCUCGGAAAGACUGGCUGCCUCUCGCCUGGACCAUCUCAGGACUCGUUGGGGAGGCUAUACACUGAUUUCCUUUGUGGCCCUCUGCUGUGUCACCAAUGCUGCCGCCGCUAUCCUCCUUUAUUAUGCAAUUGGCUCGGUGGCUGGUGCAAUCUUUGCGGCAGCCGGGCUGAUUUUGUUGGCCGGUGAGGCCCUUCCAGCUGCCAUAAGCUCUCGCUGGGGACCCUGGUUGGCCUCUAAAAGUCUGUGGCUUACUCAUGUUUUCUUGCUGAUAAUUGGCCCCAUCUCAUUUCCCCUUUCAUGGCUCCUAGAGUUUGCUUUUGGGCAGGAUCCCAGCUGCUGUCGAUUGAGAAUUAGGAUCCUAGAAAUGGCACGGUGCGGAGACCCCUACAGCGAGCUAGUAAGGGAUGAAUUCAGCAAGGGGGCUUUGAGGAACAGGACGGUGGAGGAUAUUUUGACUCCUGUGAAUGAAUGCUUCAUGCUGCCCAGCGACGCCCUGUUGGACUUCAACACCAUGUCCAGUAUCAUGGAGAGCGGCUACACGCGGAUCCCUGUGUACGAGAACGAGAGAUCCAACAUUGUAGACAUUCUGUACGUCAAAGACCUGGCCUUCGUAGAUCCCGACGACUGCACUCCUCUGAGCACCAUCACUCGCUUCUACAGCCACCCUGUCCACUUUGUGUUCAGCGACACCAAGCUGGACGCUGUGCUGGAGGAGUUCAAGAAGGGUAAAUCCCAUCUGGCCAUUGUGCAGAAAGUGAACAACGAGGGAGAAGGUGAUCCGUUUUAUGAGGUCAUGGGACUGGUGACCCUGGAGGAUGUCAUCGAAGAGAUUAUAAAAUCUGAGAUCCUUGAUGAGUCUGAAGACUGCCAGCGCAAGGUAAAGAAGAAGCACCAGCGUCUGCAGCCCAUCUCCAUUCCUCGUGGCGGUGAAGAUCUUUCCAUCUUCAAAGCUUGUGAAUCGGAGCAGAAAGUCAAGAUCUCACCGCAGCUCCUCAUGGCGACUCAGCGCUUCCUGUCUCAGGAGGUGGAGCUGUUUGGUGCCUCCCGGAUGUCAGAGAAGGCUCUUCUUCACCUUCUAAAACUCCCAGGAGUUACCCAAGAGGUGAAGUUUGAUGACAGUGACCAUCUGUCUCCAGAGCACUUCCUCUACCUGCGCAGCCAGCCCGUGGAUUACUUCAUUCUUAUCUUGCAGGGUCGCGUGCAGGUGGAAAUUGGGAAGGAAGGUCUGAAGUUUGAGAGUGGAGCCUUCACUUACUACGGUGUAGCUGCACUGAGCUCCUGCCUCCUAGGUCAUCAGUCUCCGUCCAGCGGGAGUGAGCAGAGCGACUCGUCUCAUUCACUCUCGUAUUGUCCGGAUUACACUGUACGGGCCGUGACCGACCUGCAGAUGGUGAAGAUCUCACGACUACACUAUCUGAAUGCUGUCCGGACCUCCCAUACACAUGCAAACCCUCAGUCUCCAGACAGUAUAGAGCUGAAGAUCCUUCCGAACAGCCAAACACAGCUACUGAACAUCCGGAAUACAGAUUCAGCACUUCUAAUCAACACUUCAGUAAUGGGCACAAUUGAGAGUUUCAGCUAAUAAUGGCUCGUGCCGUUUUUACACGGAGAAGCAAGGAAGGGGCCAGACAGCUCCUGAGGAACAUUAUGCUGGAAUGCAGAGGAAAGAGGGGGACAAUCGUUUUAAAUCUCCUCCUCAGCCCCUCACCUGAGCCUGCGAUAUCCCGCUGACAGACUUGUUACUACAAAAAAAAGGCCACUUUGUGUCAAACUGUCUCGACUGGGCCUCAAAUGCAUCGCUCUCCCUUCCAGCGCCAUCCGCCGUGCCAUUUUGAACUUUUUUUUCCUCGUAUUAUUUCCAAAAAGGUAUCCGUACCGAUUCUGGCUUUUCGUGCGGCUCGAUGAGGGAUCUCAUUGUCCUUCACCACUUACGUUCCGCAAACAGAUUGUGCAUGAAAGGAUGAACCAGACAUAUCCGUCCUGGCGGGCAGUCCUGCAGGCAGACGUGGGCCAUAUAUACAUAUAUAAUAUAUACAUAUAUCCCUGCUGCUGUGCCAGGGAAGCAAAUCACUGUUAGGGUACUCCAUAUUUUAUAAAAGUGAUAGAACGUGUUCUAUGUAUAUUUUGAAUAAGCUAAUCAGGAGUGGGACUGUGGAAACGUGAAAUUAUUAAUGAAAAACAUUAUCCUA